AUGGCUAGAUACUAUAGCUCACCCUUCCAAGAAUACAUCCAACACUUCACCUUGCCUCUCCACUUCGUCUUCUUCCUAAGCGUCAUCCUCUUCUUCAUGAUCUUCAAUUGGUACAUAAACUAUGAGUACAUCUUCCUAGACUUGAUGGAUCAAAUCAAGAUAAGCUUCAUGGUGUUUCCGGUGCUCCUCCUCCUCCUCGUCCACUGGCUAGGGGAGGAUCGCGACCGCUUCCCCUUCGCCAUGGACUUGACGCCCGAGAAGGAUUCCCUCCACCGCGUCGGAGGCUCCCCUCUCGGGGUCUCCGUCGUGCUCGUGUUGCUCAUGUUCAUGGUCUAUCACCACUCCUCCUUACAAGAGAAGUGGUUCCCGGUGUUUGCUCGUCGAUAA
Messenger RNA from Salvia miltiorrhiza (redroot sage), 387 nucleotides. RefSeq lists its product as uncharacterized. Lineage: Eukaryota; Viridiplantae; Streptophyta; Magnoliopsida; Lamiales; Lamiaceae. Bases 1 to 387 code for a protein of 128 amino acids. The transcript has a single exon. The record is from RefSeq and is a predicted model, not a curated record.